UUCCGGCGGAAGCGAACGCGCACGCGCGACAGUGCUUUUGCGUUGCGGUAGUGGCAGCGUGACAUAACCUAGCGGCAGUUAGUCGUCGUGUUUGCCUGUGUGUCGUCGUUGGUUUACGUGUCGACGGAGGAACGGUCGUGGUUCCCGCAUCGCGCUCCUGCAAUCGGUCCGGUAGUCCGCGGCAAGCGUGAAUAAAUAUCACGCGAUCUCUCGCGGCGCAGUUAUCGUGAUGGCCGAGCCUGAAACGUCGAGCAGCGUGCAUGUUGGUCACCGUCAUACGUCCGCCGCACAGUCUCUCUAGUUCCGCGAGCCGAGGCCCUUGGUGAAGGAGAGUCUAACGUAGUGCUGCAUUCGAACGUUCGAAUUGUGCGAGGGAGUGCCGCCGUCGGUAGUACCGCGACUGUGUCGUAGUUUUUACACGAUAACACGCAAUACCGCGGUCGAGUGCGACCACGGUGAAUAAGAAAAGGAGAGGCGGCGAGAAAGAGAACGAGAAAGAGAGAGAGAGGGGGGAGGUAGAGACAGAGAGAGAGAGAGAGAGAAAGAGACAGCGAGUGAGCGAGCGAGCGUGCGAGGAUCGCGCGAGCGUCGAAAGUAACGAGUCAUCUACCGAUCCAAGAUGGCAGAACGCCAAGAGGGUGGUCCGAAGAAGAUCACCAUCAACGUGAAGACGCCGAAGGAGAAGCAGACCGUUGAGAUCGAGGAAGACGCGACGAUAAAGGACUUUAAGGAGGUGGUCUCGAAGAAGUUCAAUGCUCAGGCCGAUCAGCUGUGCCUGAUAUUUGCCGGUAAAAUUAUGAAGGAUCACGAGACACUCAGCACGCACAACAUCAAGGACGGCCUGGCUGUGCAUCUGGUGAUCAAGGCGCCGCGCUCCGCUGCCACGUCCAAUCAGGAGUCCACUUCAACUUCGAGACCCCAAGCUGACGUAAACGCCAGUCCAUUUGGCCUGGGUAGCUUAGGUGGAUUGAUGGGAUUGGAGUAUCUUGGCUUGGGAUCCGCUAAUUUCAUAGAUUUGCAGCAACGGAUGCAACGAGAAUUGUUAUCGAAUCCGGAAACGAUGCGCCAAGUACUCGACAAUCCACUGGUGCAGAAUUUAAUGAACGAUCCGGAAAACAUGCGUAAUUUGGUCACCGCCAAUCCCCAGAUGCAGGAGUUGAUGCAACGAAAUCCUGAAAUCAGUCAUAUGCUGAACAACCCUGAGCUGUUACGUCAAACAAUGGAGCUGGCGCGUAAUCCGUCGAUGCUGCAGGAACUAAUGCGGACGCACGAUCGAGCUCUGUCCAAUUUGGAGAGCAUACCGGGCGGUUACAGCGCACUGCGCCGCAUGUAUCGCGAUAUCCAGGAACCGAUGUUGGCGGCCGCGACGAACGGUCGCAAUCCCUUCUCCGCUCUGGUGGAGAACAGCAACUCGUCCAACCAGGACACACAGAAUCCGCAGCAGGGCCAAGAGAACCGGGACCCUCUGCCGAAUCCGUGGAAUCCGAGUCAGGGUGACUCCAACAGCAGCGCAGGUCAACCGAGUCAGGGUAGAGGCUUGCUGGAUUCACCGGGCAUGCAGAGCCUCACCGCCCAGAUGAUGGAGAAUCCACAGCUGAUGCGCAACAUGUUGAACGCUCCCUAUACACGAUCCAUGCUGGAGGCGAUGGCAGCCGAUCCGGCGAUGGCGAACCGUGUGAUCGCUGCGAGUCCGUUCCUGCGUGGCAAUCCGCAGAUGCAGGAACAGAUGCGUGCCAUGAUGCCCGCUUUCAUACAACAGAUGCAGAAUCCUCAGAUACAGAGUGUCGUUACCAAUCCGGACGCACUGGCCGCCAUUAUGCAGAUACAGCAGGGUAUGGAGCAGCUACGCACCGUCGCCCCUGAUCUCGUGGAAAACAUGGGCCUGACGGUCCCGCCGCCCGUGGCCACGACGCCCAACACCGCCGGCAGCACGAGCCCCAGUGUGCCGACCAGCCAACCGUCGGACACCAACCAGCAGGACGCGUUCUCCCAAUUCAUGGCGCGUAUGGUCUCCGCGAUGGCAUUAAAUCAAGGUGUAGAAGUCGACGGCCAACCUGUACCUCCACCAGAGGAGCGUUAUAGAGCACAGCUAGAGCAACUUACGGCUAUGGGUUUUCUUAAUAGAGAUGCUAAUUUACAAGCGUUAAUCGCCACAUUCGGAGACAUAAAUGCCGCCGUUGAGAGACUACUCUCCAAUGGGCAAGUGUCUAUGAGCUAACCACCAAUCAGCAAUACCGUUAUUCCAUUAUUAUCUUUAAUUUUCUCCUUAUUUACCUCGUACGACAGACGCGGUGAGAGAUAUCUGAGGUAACUGGCUGUCGCGCGCGCGCGCGCGCGCGGAGAAGAAAAAAAGAAUUACGAAAAUUAUACCCCCCUCGUUCUACCCGUUUCUCAGUCUUGACGCAAUACGCUACCGACCACGUUCAAAAUUCGCAUCUUCUUUUUGCAUUUGAAUUUCCGAUUUGUCUGUGUUUUAGACGUUAGGGAAAUACGGCGUAGAUAUUGAACUACGUUCCGAUAUUGUUCACUUCUUCGAAUCUCGGUUCGUCUGUCCCGUAUUCUAUUCGAUGUGCUCUAAAGCUAAGUAGCUCUGUUGAUGUCAAUUUUCUGUGUAAAUUUCUUUAUAAAGCAGCCCCGCGAUAGUCGCUGCGACACGAUCAUGUUCACGACAGUUCUUUACGGCGUAUGUCCUUGUAAUCUUUCUUAUAGAAACACAAACGGAAACCUGCAUGGAAAAUCUAGAUUGCCGCUAUUAAAGGAGCUCGCUUCUCGGCUUCGUCGGCCGAUCGAAAGUCAUUCGCAGUGCUCGGUCAUUCUUUUGCUUUCGACUGUCCCGAUAUAUUUGUAUGUAGCCGUUCGUAGCGAGAUAUGUUGUUUGUAUACGUUCCGAAUAAACAAAGAGAAAACAGCAGGGGAUGAGUGUAAUGCUUCGGCACGGAUUUCUCGAUCGUUUCCUCAUGUGUAAACGAGAACUUUGGAAGUAUAUAUAUAUAUGUGUGUUGGAUAUAUAUAUUAGCGAGAUUUGUGCGUAUACUCAGAGGGCAUGACUCGACGAUCCGUACCAUAAUACGUUUUCCAUGUGAGUUUUAUAGAUACCAAACGUAUGAGGCGACAACUGCUUUCUUUGAAUUGCAUAUUAGCGUGCACCGUCUCUUUGUUCGUUUAAUUUGAUCGUAGCGUAAAACUAUUAUUAUUAAGCGUUAUACAUAUAUAUAAAUAAAUAUAUAUAUGUAUAUAUAUAUAUAUAUAUAUAUAUAUGUCUUGUAAUACAAAUCUAGAAAUUUGUAGCGUGAUCAUUGAGAAACAUACGGCAUAGAUUGUUUAUAGAGGAAUGCGCGCGUGGUAUGGAUCGACUUGACGCGCGGAAGUGCGUGAACUCAAAGGAACACCUAAUUGUCGGUUAGCUCUAAAGCGUAAAGAUAAAAGGAAAAAAAAGAAGAUGUAUGUUGUAAAUUAUCUUUUUUCGGAGGGAAGCAGCUAUGAUUUUAAUAUUUUUGAUUGAUGUACGAUUACAUAAGUAUCCAUGCGCAUUAUAUUAUCUUUUAUGUAUAUUCAGUAUACUUCACUGGAUGAGACAUUCUGCUGUAAAAGCGAUUAUAUUACAAAAUAAAGUUACGGUUGAUUCAUA
Messenger RNA from Dinoponera quadriceps, 3628 nucleotides. RefSeq names its product ubiquilin-1 (gene Ubqn). NCBI's taxonomy places the organism in Eukaryota, Metazoa, Arthropoda, Insecta, Hymenoptera, Formicidae. The transcript is spliced from 7 exons. The coding region runs from base 620 to 2218 and encodes 532 amino acids. Gene Ontology annotation, biological process: ubiquitin-dependent protein catabolic process. Gene Ontology annotation, molecular function: polyubiquitin modification-dependent protein binding. Gene Ontology annotation, cellular component: cytosol. The record is from RefSeq and is a predicted model, not a curated record.